AUGGCACAGAGCUUCCCCUCGCUCAACCACAUGCCUAGCGCGUUCCCUCUGCCGACAAUCGCAGAGGACACGCUGCAUUACACACUCCACAUUCCGGCCAACUUUCGCGCCACCACUACCACGACAACAAACAACACUGCCGAUGCCGCCGCGCCUCCACCAUCCUCAGUGGACGCGGCCGACGCUGCAGCGCUCGCAACGCUGAUAUCGACGCACGUCCACUCGCUUCUCCCGCAGCCGUGGCUGUGGAACAAGGACGGCUGGGAGCUGAAAGUGGUCAAUGGCAGCAAGUUGGAAGGGACGAUGCGCGUCGGCGACGCGGUAGACGACGAGUGGCUCGUGGUGUGGCUGUUGAGGCAGGUCUCCAUCUUGUGGCCGACACUAGUCAUUAGCAUCCGCGACUCUGACGGCGAGUUCCUGCUCAUUGAAGCGGCGCACGAGCUGCCCGACUGGGUCUCCCCCGAGAACGCAGACAACAGGCUGUGGCUCGCAGGCGGCCAUCUCCAUCUCCUGCCGUUGACGGUGCGCUCGAGUUCUGCUCGCCCGCACCAAGUCGCCGACGACGACUAUGAGGAGUCGGGCCGCACGCGCGGCGACGACGAUGCGUGGGUUAGCGAGCCGGAUGCGCUCAAGGCCGUCGAGACGGGCAAGUAUCGCGCAAGCGCAGGAAUGGAGGGUGCUGUAUGGGAGCGGAUAUCUUGCUACCCCGCGGCCCUGUCCACCCACCAGCACCACGCAAAGGCCUAUCUCCCCACCAAGGUUGCACGGGCGCUGAACGCGUCCCCGGAACUCAUCCAGCGUGCCGUCGAGGGCUUCUACGUGCGCGACCCGGCACAACUGAGAGCCGCGGCUCGCAUGACCCACUUUCCCCCCUCACCGGCCGUCCUCUCGUCUGUCCUCCUCACGCGCGCAGCGUACGCCCAGCUCCAGGGCCAGGUCUUCCACCCUCCAAGGGUGUUUGGCCCCGAAUGGCAUGUACGCGAUGAGGCCGGGAACGAGGGCGAGAUGAAGUGGCGCGACCUCGGUGUCAAGAUUGCCACGGGGUUUGAGAUCAUGUGUCGUGAAGGCGGUCGCAAGGGCCGUGUUGCGGACACCACCGCCGAACAGCUCGCCGCGGACCCCGAGUACACCAAGUACAUUGCCGACCUGGAGCGUGCCGGCUUCUUUGGCGACGAGAGGCAAGGCAGCGCCGAGUGGAAGAACCGCGAGCAGGAGGCUGCAAAGGGCUGGAUUGCCGCCCGUUCCUCCGAUACUGCCCAACAGCGCCCAUCCUUUGCCUACCUGGUCGACCACGCCGUCGAGCAGUCGGCGGCUGUCCCAGACUCGGACCUUGCCGUGUCCCCCGAUGCCCCGGAGGACAGCGACAAGUGGCUCGAGGUGGACCCGGACGAGCUCGAUGCCAUGCUGAUGCGCUCGGCGGGCACCGCCAAAGCCAAGGAAGCAGCCGAGUCUGCUCCUGGUGCGCCUGGUGCGCCUGUCGAGCUGGGCGACGAGCACGGCAAGGCGCUCCAGGACCUCGCGUCCAAGGUUGAGGAGUUUAUCGCUGGACAAGGCGACAUGCAAGGCGCCCGAUUUGCCGACGAACUGUCGGACGAAGACAUGGACUCGGACUCUGACGAUGACGACGACGACCAGCCGACCGAGGCUCAGAGGCAGGAGCGUAUGGCCAACCUCGUUCCUUCCCUCCCGGCCGAGGAAUGGGGCCGCAAGACUCAGACUCAGACCCAGCACACCGAAGCUCAGCAAGACAUCGAGAUGGAUGCCUCUCAGUCCGAGUCAAAGGCCGCCGCCCGCGGUACCGUCGCCGGCACGGCCUUUGGCGACUCGCUCCUGCCUCCCAAGAUGCGCCCGCCCGUGUUCGCCAAGGAAGAGUACGACGGCCAUGUCUCAAACUCUGACAGCGACGAGGACGACGAGGCCGACCUGCCCGUCAAGGGAUCGCUGGGACGGCGCAUUGCGCAGAUGAAGUGGGGCGAUGGCGCCAGCGACCCCCAGCCGCGCGAGGCGCACAUUGAGGAGAUUGACGACGAGGACGACGACGAGGGCGAUGAGGAGGACAAGGCCGACGCCGCACGCGCCAAGGAGCUCAAGUUUGACACGGACGAGAUUGACGAGCUCAUGCGCCAGCGUGUGUGGGGCGGAGACGCCAAGGACGACACCCCGAAGGCGGAGAGUGAGAGACAACAGGAAGGAGAGGGCAUGGACGAGGACGGGGACGCGGACGCGGACGGAGAAGGGGAUGGAGACGUGGACAUGGCCGACGAGGAAGAGGACUUUCUCAAGUUUUCCCGCGAGGCGCUGGGGAUCUCGGACGACAUGUGGGACAAGAUUAUCGCCAGCCGAAAGGAACGCGGCGCGUAUGUCCCCGAGCCCAAGAAGAAGAGCGAUGCGGGCGUGGCGGUGGCACCGGCAGCAGCGGCAUCGACCAAGCCAAAGGUGCAGUUCGCCGAGCCUGCUGCUGCUGCUCCCGCUGGCACUGCACCGGGACAGCCCAACAUGGCGCUCAACUCGUUCGAGAGCAUGAUGGCCGCCAUGGACGCCGAGCUCGCACGCGCAAAGGGCUCCAACGCCGCGGAGGCGCAGCCGUCCGCACCGCCCAAGGUCACGUUCAAGCCGCGCGACAAGGCCGCCACGGGUACUGGUACUGCUGCUGGCUCGACUUUGGCCUCGGCCUCGGCCUCAACCCAGCCCAAGUCCAAGUCCAAAAAGUCCAAAAAGUCCAAAACGUCCAAAACGUCCAAUUCCAAGAACACGGACAAGGGCAAGCCGCCCCUCGCGUCCCUCGCGUCCCUCCCGACCGAAGCGGACCUGGACGCGAUGGACGACGACGAGCUGGCGGCGAUGGACGCCGAGCUGCGCCAGGCGCUCGAGGGCCACGGCGUCGACUUUGACCUCGACGACGACGACGUGCCCGAGGCCGGCGAGCUGGACGACGACCAGCAGCGCGAGUACGCCAUGAUGCGCGACCUGCUCGAGAGCUUCAAGUCCCAAGGCGGCGAGAGCGGCGUGGUUGGAAACCUGUUUGGGCGGCUGGCUCAGCAGGGCGGAGGAGGAGGAGGAGGAGGUGGUGGUGGUGGUGGUCAGAAGUAG
Apiotrichum porosum is the source of this 3090-nucleotide messenger RNA. RefSeq lists its product as uncharacterized. NCBI's taxonomy places the organism in Eukaryota, Fungi, Basidiomycota, Tremellomycetes, Trichosporonales, Trichosporonaceae. The transcript is spliced from 8 exons. The coding region runs from base 1 to 3090 and encodes 1029 amino acids. The record is from RefSeq and is a predicted model, not a curated record. Gene Ontology annotation, cellular component: nucleus.